Messenger RNA from Drosophila subobscura, 4018 nucleotides. It is a transcript of the gene Mdr49, whose product is annotated as multidrug resistance protein homolog 49. Bases 34 to 3948 code for a protein of 1304 amino acids. Lineage: Eukaryota; Metazoa; Arthropoda; Insecta; Diptera; Drosophilidae. The record is from RefSeq and is a predicted model, not a curated record. The transcript is spliced from 6 exons. Gene Ontology annotation, cellular component: membrane. Gene Ontology annotation, molecular function: ATP binding; ATP hydrolysis activity; ABC-type transporter activity. Gene Ontology annotation, biological process: transmembrane transport.
CUUUCAGUUGGAAUUGUGUGAAAAAUCAACAAAAUGGAUCUCAAAGAAACAAAAAAGGAGGACUCGCAGCUGCCGCAAGUGGGCGAUUUCCUCUCACAGGAGGGAGCUGCCCAGGCAAAGACAGAAACUAAAUACAGCUACCUGGAUAUGUUUAGAUACUCCACGAGCUUCGAGCGAGCGUGGAUUGGGUUCAGCAUUGUGAUGGCCGCCGUGGCAUCGGCAUUCAUUCCCUUCUUCAUGAUUAUCUACGGAGAGUUCACGUCCCUGCUGGUCGAUCGCACAGUGAGAGUGGGCACUUCCUCCCCCACUUUCGCGCUGGCCAUGUUUGGCGGCGGAAAGCGACUGUCGAACGCCAGCAAGGAAGAGAAUCAGCAGGCCAUCAUCGAGGACUCGAUAGCCUUUGGUGUGGGCAGUCUUGUGGGAUCUGUGGCCAUGUUUGUGCUCAUCACACUGGCCGUUGACAUUGCCAACCGAGUGGCGCUAAAGCAGAUCGGUCGCAUCCGCAAGGUGUUCCUGGAGGCCAUGCUGCGGCAGGACAUUACGUGGUACGACACCACCUCUGGCACCAACUUCGCCAGCAAGAUGACCGAGGAUCUGGACAAGCUGAAGGAGGGAAUCGGCGAGAAGGUGGUGAUAGUCACCUUUCUGUUCAUGACAUUCGUCGUAGGCAUUGUGGCAUCGUUCCUCUAUGGCUGGGGCCUAACCCUGGUGAUUGUCGGCUGCUGCCCUUUGAUCAUCAUUGCCACAACGGUGGUGGGAAAGCUGCAAGGAUCCCUCGCCGACAAAGAGCUGAAGGCCUACUCCAACGCUAGCAAUGUGGCCGAGGAGGUAUUCAGCGGUAUCCGCACCGUGUUCGCCUUCAGCGGGCAAACGAAGGAGAAGGAGCGCUUCGGGAAGCUGCUGCUCCCGGCCGAGGCCACCGGACGCAAGAAGGGGCUCUACACGGGCCUGGGCAGUGCUGCCACCUGGCUGAUCAUCUACCUUUGCAUGGCGCUGGCCAUCUGGUACGGGUCGAAGCUCAUACUGGAGGAUCGCAACCUCGAGGACCGCCAGUACACGCCGGCUGUCCUUGUCAUCGUCUUGUUUGCCGUCAUUAUGGGAGCGCAGAACCUCGGCUUUGCAUCGCCGCACGUCGACUCGAUGGCAGUGGCCACGGCCGCUGGACAGAACCUCUUCAGAAUCAUCGACCGGCAGUCCCAGAUCGACCCCAUGGUCGAGGGGGGAGCCAAGCCAGAGAGCAUCACGGGACGCAUUCGCUUCGAGAACAUUCACUUCCGCUAUCCCGCCCGACCAGACGUCCAGAUCCUCAAGGGGCUGACCGUGGACGUGGAGCCGGGCCAGACGGUGGCCUUCGUCGGAGCCUCGGGCUGCGGCAAGAGCACAAUGAUCCAGCUGAUGCAGCGGUUCUACGACCCCGAGCAGGGGAGCGUCAAACUGGAUGGACGGGAUCUGCGCUCGCUGAAUGUUGGCUGGCUGCGCUCGCAGAUCGGCAUCGUGGGCCAGGAACCGGUUCUCUUUGCCACCACCAUCGGAGAGAACAUUCGCUACUCCCACCCAGAAGCCACGCAGGCGGACAUCGAGCGUGCGGCACGUGCCGCCAAUUGUCACGACUUCAUCAGCAAACUGCCCAAGGGCUACGACACCCAUGUGGGCGAGAAGGGCGCCCAGAUCUCGGGCGGGCAGAAGCAGCGCAUCGCCAUUGCCAGGGCACUGGUGCGGAAGCCACAGAUCCUGCUGCUGGAUGAGGCAACCUCCGCUCUGGAUCCCACAUCCGAGAAGCGGGUGCAGAGCGCCCUCGAGCUGGCCAGCCAAGGACCCACCACUCUGGUGGUGGCCCAUCGCCUCUCGACCAUCACGAAUGCCGACAAGAUUGUGUUCGUCAAGAACGGAGUGGUGGCCGAGCAGGGCACCCACGACGAGCUGAUGCAGCUACGCGGCUUGUACUGCGAACUGGUGAACAUUACGCGACGCAAGGAGACCACCGAGGAGGAGGAGACAGGCGGGGACAGAGCGCUACAGAAGGCACAGAACCUCUCCGAUGAGGAGGAUGAGGACGAGGACGAUGAAACCGAAGAUGAUGAGCCAGGACUGGAAGCGGGCAGCAGCAGGGAGAGUGCAUUCAGCCGCGCCAGCACCCGUCGUAAGCGUCGCUCGCAGCGUCGCAGCAAGAAACAGAAGCCAGCGCCUCCCAAGUUCUCCCUCACGCAGCUGAUGAGACUGAAUGCCCCCGAGUGGCGCUACAUUGUGGUCGGAUGCAUUGCCUCGGUUUUGCAUGGCGCCACCUUCCCGCUGUGGGGCCUCUUCUUCGGCGACUUCUUCGGCGUGCUCUCCAACGGAGACGAUGACGUGGUGCGUGCCGAGGUCAUCAAUAUCGCUUGCAUCUUCAUCGGCAUCGGCGUGCUGGCCGGACUGGGAACGAUGCUGCAGACGUACAUGUUCACCACGGCUGGCGUGAAGAUGACCACGAGGCUGCGUAACAGAGCCUUUGGCACGAUUGUGGGCCAGGACAUUGCCUACUUUGACAAUGAGCGGAACUCGGUGGGUGCUCUGUGCUCCCGCCUGGCCAGCGACUGCUCCAACGUGCAGGGGGCCACUGGUGCUCGCGUUGGCGUCAUGCUGCAAGCCGUUUCCACUUUGGUCAUCGGCAUGGUCAUUGGCUUCGUCUACUCCUGGCAGCAGACGCUGCUCACGCUGGUCACCCUGCCGCUGGUCUGUCUGUCGGUGUACCUGGAGGGUCGCUUCAUCAUGAAGAGCGCCCAGUCGGCCAAGGCGGCCGUCGAGGAGGCCUCCCAGGUGGCUGUGGAGGCGAUAACCAACAUUCGGACUGUCAACGGACUCAACCUGGAGCGUCGCAUUCUGCAAACCUACGUCCAACAGAUCGACAACGUGGAUGUCGCCUGUCGUCGCAAGGUUCGCUUCCGCGGAGUGGUCUUUGCGCUGGGUCAGGCGGCUCCCUUCCUGGCCUACGGCAUCUCCAUGUACUACGGAGGGCUGCUCGUGGCCGAUGAGGCAAUCAACUAUGAGGACAUUAUCAAGGUGGCUGAAGCUCUGAUCUUCGGUUCUUGGAUGCUGGGUCAGGCGUUGGCCUAUGCGCCGAACGUGAACGACGCCAUCCUCUCCGCUGGCCGACUCAUGGAGCUCUUCAAGAGCAAUUCCACACAGCCCAAUCCGCCAGAGAAUCCCUACAACACAGUGGAGAAAUCCGAGGGAGACAUUGUGUACGAGAACGUGGGCUUCGAGUAUCCGACCAGGAAGGGCACUCCCAUCCUGCAGAGCCUGAAUCUCACCAUCAAGAAGUCGACGACUGUGGCGCUUGUGGGCCCUUCCGGGUCCGGCAAGUCCACCUGCGUGCAGCUGCUGCUCCGCUACUAUGACCCCGUCUCCGGAUCGGUGAAUCUCAGUGGAGUGCCGAGCACCGAUUUCCCGCUGGACACGCUGCGCUCCAAGCUGGGCCUCGUCUCGCAGGAGCCAGUGCUCUUCGACCGCACAAUUGCCGAGAACAUUGCCUACGGGAAUAACUUCCGGGACGAGGUCUCCAUGCAGGAGAUCAUCGAGGCUGCCAAGAAGUCCAACAUUCAUAACUUCGUCAGCUCCCUGCCGCAGGGUUACGAGACGCGGCUGGGCAAGUCGUCCCAGCUGUCUGGUGGCCAGAAGCAGCGCAUCGCCAUUGCACGGGCUCUGGUGAGGAAUCCAAAGAUCCUGAUACUCGACGAGGCCACCUCUGCGCUGGAUCUGCAGAGCGAGAAGGUGGUGCAGCAGGCGCUGGACGAGGCUCGUUCCGGACGCACCUGCCUCACGAUUGCCCACCGUCUGACCACGGUGCGGAACGCGGAUUUGAUAUGCGUCCUCAAGCGGGGCGUGGUCGUCGAGCAUGGCACGCACGAUGAGCUGAUGGCUCUGAAUCGCAUCUACGCCAAUCUCUACCUGAUGCAGCAGGUGUCGGGAUAAGACAGUGUUUAGUAUUAUAGCAUAAGGAGAUGUUAGAUUAAGUACCUUAGAUUCGAAUAGAAAUGCAUAA